CCCUCUACACUUCAAUGGAUGAGCAAGAGUAGUGUUGUUAUAUUAACACAGUAGAUAGAUAAUAGCAAAUAAUAUAGUUAUGAUCCCUGAGGGUUGUGGCGCCCAGAGGCACUUUUCCAUGUAUUGCUCCCAAUGCCGGGUUAAAUGCAGACGUCGUGCUUUAGGUUUUGCAGCUCUACAAUGUCUAUUGUAUAUUGCAUGUUGUAUAAUGUGUCUCAUGUGUGUGCACAUGUGUCUGUUAGUGGUGACAGACCCAUGAAUCUGUCAAAGAAGUUAUAAAGAAAUAUAUGAUUGACAAUUGUUAUCAAUGCUUUGCACAUGCAUUACAUAAACAUAUCGUACAUGUGUAUGUAGGCCACUCUGCGUGUGUGUACGUGUGCGUGCGUGUAUGUGUGUGUGUGUGUGUGUGUGUGUGUGUGUGUGUGUGUGUGUGUGUGUGCCCUUUACAGAGGCAGUUUGUAAUCAGCUGUCAAAGUGGGCUCCAGUUGGGAGCGGAGCUGCGUGUCGGGCAGCAAAAAAGCUCUCAGGUCCAGAUCUGCACACUCAUCCAUGCACAAACACCAACACCAGCAGCAAAAGUGGAGGACGGACAGGACAGACAUUUAACCGGCACUUCUACAGCAUAUUGAUUAGCUGUAUUUUUUCAGCUGUACUCAUGUUGGUGUGACUGUGUGUGUGUCAUUUUCUGUGUUUGGUUUGCCUGUUUUUAGACUCCAGUGAUUUUAUUGGGAACCAAUUGAAAAAAGAUGAUUGAGCUGGGCCUCGCUGACGGCAGUCUGAUUGACGAGCUGAUGGAGCUGACGGCACAGAGCCUCAGUCAGCUGGAGAUCCAGGAACGUUUCAACAUCAUCAAGGAGAUCGGCCGAGGGAAAUACGGCAAAGUGCUGCUGGUCACACAUCGCUUCAGGGGGACUCCCAUGGCAUUGAAAGUGAUGCCCAAAGCCUCGACUAAGCUCCAGGGCUUUCUGCGAGAGUACUGCAUCUCCUUACACCUGUCCUGUCACCCCUGCAUUGUGGGCCUCUUUGGCAUUGCCUUCCAGUCUAAUGAGCACUACUGCUUUGCCCAGGAGCUUGUCAUUGGGAGGGACCUGUUUGCUGUCAUCCAGCCAAAGGUGGGUAUCCCAGAAUCCUCAGUGAAGCGUUGUGUCCUCCAGAUAGCUAGUGCUUUGGAGUUCAUCCACAGCCAUGGUCUUGUUCACCGUGAUGUCAAGCCUGAAAACAUUCUCCUGUUGGACAAUCACUGCUGCCAGGUCAAGCUGGCAGACUUCGGACUCGCUCAGAAGAGAGGCACUCUGAUUCGCUUCAUCACAGGAACCCUUCCCUACAUGGCUCCAGAGCUUUGUACAGUGGCCCUGAUGGAGGGCCAAAAAGAAGUGACCGCUCCUCCGCUUAGUGUGGAGCCAAGUCUGGACACCUGGGCCUUCGGUGUGGUUAUCUUCUGCAUCCUUACGGGGUAUUUCCCCUGGGAGCGCUGCAUGGACUCGGACGAAUUCUACCAGGAGUUUGCAGACUGGUGCAGAAUGAAGGAGAGACCAAACACUGAGGAGGACAUUCCUCCUUUGUGGAAAAGGUUCACUCCAGAAGCCAUGGAAAUGUUUGGUAAGCUCCUGGCUCUGGAUGUAGGAAAGAGGUGUACAGUGGGGGAAGUAAGCACAUAUGUGGAGAAAGACUGGCUUAGAAAGGUACAUGGGAAUGAGCAGCAACAGACAGCAGAAAGAAACAGUGCCUCUGGGGAAAAUCCUGGGCAUCGCGAGGUCGAAACACUGCCUAAUACAUAGUCACAGACUGAAUUAAAAAAGAACUCUAUAGUGCCUAGAAAGCAUCUUAAAUAUCCAAGUAUAGGUGAAAACAGUAGGAUUACGUAUUCUUUGGCUCCGGGGGGAGCUGUCCGUAAAUUACAAAAAGAAAAUUACCCCAAUGAUGUUGGGGUUAUGUUGGAUUGGGUUUUAAACCUAACAUUUUCAAAAAGCUGCAUUACAAACAUGAUACAUAGAGUUUGAAAUAAUUGUGCACAUUUGCAUUGUGGGAAUGUUGGAUCCAGUGUU
Etheostoma cragini (Arkansas darter) is the source of this 2045-nucleotide messenger RNA. Its product is annotated as serine/threonine-protein kinase SBK1. NCBI's taxonomy places the organism in Eukaryota, Metazoa, Chordata, Actinopteri, Perciformes, Percidae. The coding region runs from base 747 to 1778 and encodes 343 amino acids. The transcript has 4 exons. Gene Ontology annotation, molecular function: ATP binding; protein serine/threonine kinase activity. Gene Ontology annotation, biological process: peptidyl-threonine phosphorylation; peptidyl-serine phosphorylation. The record is from RefSeq and is a predicted model, not a curated record.